This is a messenger RNA of Trichoderma harzianum CBS 226.95, 560 nucleotides long. RefSeq lists its product as hypothetical. The record is from RefSeq and is a predicted model, not a curated record. NCBI's taxonomy places the organism in Eukaryota, Fungi, Ascomycota, Sordariomycetes, Hypocreales, Hypocreaceae. The transcript has a single exon. Bases 146 to 481 code for a protein of 111 amino acids.
GACGAGAUAGUGCUCUUUCUAGAACAGGACAUACAUUUUCACCAUAUGCAUAUCUAAUGUCUUCUAAUCUUCUUCCACUAGCCUCGUAUAGCACAUAACGCAAUCGCAAAAUUGGAUCCUCAAUCAACGGAGCAAACAUAAACCGAUGAUAAGACACAUCAAUCCCCAAUCCCGUCCUUGGCAUAAACGUCGGCAGGCCUCACUUAGACGCCAAGAUGCUACCAUUGCAUGUCUGGGGCGGCACGAACCACAACACAACCGUCCACUUUCAGCUAUUUCCCAGAGUUCCAGCACAUCGGGGAUUUUCGACCUUUUUGGAAGCUGUUCAAGUCUGUUUCACGCUUAUCGCUUGGCGUUGAGGGGGACGAACGCCCUACUACUGGCUGGAACAUGUAUUCAUGUUGCUUUGAGUCCGCAUCUCGGCACCGGGCCGUCGUUUGUAGUAAAUUUGAACACUGAGGCUAAAUGCUUUCCAUCAUGAGGGAGCUCGUUAAAUGAGAGGAAGCCGCCGAUUUCCGCGUAUGGGUCUCCCAGACAAAACGAAAUGUGAUGUAGAGACG